AUGGGAGGAAACAAGCGCAAGCGCACAGAGGCUGGAUGUUCAGAUGACGAAGAUCCAGUAAGAAACAGCUCAGAUGCGAAUAGCUUUGGCGUUGCUCAAACGCUUUCGCUCCUAAACUCGGGCAAGACAAAGUCUCAGAACGAUAUCGACUCGGAAGAACCUGGGAAGGCGCAGGAUGAUAUGCCGAAGGAAAGAGCUUCGAAGAAGAAGCGCGUGGAUGGGGAGAAGACAAAAUACCCCGUCCUUACCUAUGUUGAAGGAAAAUUGCAAUCAUCCAUCCGGAUCUCCGAUCUCCAGAGUCUGCUACUCUACUGCUUUGCUGAUGGCGUCGCGCCGCAGUGGAUCUCAAUCAAACACUCUGGUCAUGUUAGGAAGAUUGUCGUGCUGAUGGUGCCUGGUCUGGAACUGGGCAUGUUCGAUGGCUUGCCGCUGGAGGACCGGUCACAUCGGUUCAAUCCUCGCCCUCUUUCGCGUGGUGACCUUCCGGCUCCCCUACAACCGCUAGCGGACAUGUUUCCUCACGCCUGGCCCGUAAAAGCCCCCGGUGAUUCCAAGUACAACAAGAUCCACUCUCCACUUCAAGCCAUACUUCUAUCUGCUCUACCGAAGGGCAAGGACAGUAACACGAAGGGAGUAAAACCUCCCAAGGUGGACAAGAGUAUCGCCUUCCAGCGUACACCAAUCACCACUUUUAUCAGUUCCCUGGAAGAUCUCCGGGAGAAUGACUAUGUGCUUCAUCCGGCUCUGCUCGCCACAGAACAAGAGAAGUCGACUUUGUUGGAAAACCACUCUGAAAUCCAGCAAGGCAGCAUGACCGCAGGCCGGGAUGUGCUAGCGUUGGAUUGCGAGAUGUGCAUAACUGAAGGUGGCCAAUCCGAGCUCACGCGCAUUAGCAUGGUCCGCUGGGAUGGUGAAGUCGUACUAGAUGAGUUGGUGAAACCCCAGCGACCUAUCAUCGACUAUUUGACUCGUUUCUCCGGUAUCACGAAAGAAUUACUCGAUCCUGUCACCACCACCCUUGCCGAUGUCCAGCAGAAGCUUCUCUCCCUCCUUACUCCUCGUACCAUUCUCGUCGGCCACUCUCUCAAUUCCGAUUUUAACGCCCUGAAACUCACUCACCCGUUUAUUGUCGACACCACAUUUAUUUACCCCCAUCCCCGCGGGCCGCCGCUCAAGUGCAGUUUGAGAUGGCUCACCCAGAAGUAUCUCGGAAAAGAGAUCCAGAAGGGCCAGACCGGCCAUGACUCGAUCGAAGAUGCGCGCGCAGUGCUCGAACUUGUGAAGCAGAAGUGCGAAAAGGGUGAGCGCUGGGGCACCAGUGAGGCAUCGAACGAGAGUAUUUUCAAGCGCCUCGCACGCUCCAUGCGUUCGGGGAAAUCGGCCACCAACGAAGGCCGCACCGGCGCUGUUGUCGACUGGGGCAACCCCGAGCGCGGCUUUGGGUCGCAGGCGACUGCGUCGAUCGGGUGCAGCAACGACACCGAUGUAGUAAAUGGCAUCUCGAAGGUAGUCAACGGCGACGACAGCAACCCCUCCAUUCCCGGAGGUGGUGUUGACUUCACAUGGGCUAGGUUGCGUGAGCUUGAAGUUUAUCGCGGCUGGUGCAAUCGGAUGCCCGACCCCAACAACGCCAACGAGUCGACGACGCUCGUUCCCCCUCCUGAAGAAACGACUCCGACAUCCGCCGCCGUCUCCCCCACCAAAGAAGCCACUCGCAACCUCGCCGACACCGUCUCUCGUACCGUCUCCAACAUCCACCAAAUCUACCAAUCCCUCCCACCUUGCACGUUAUUCCUUGUCUACUCUGGUACCGGAGAUCCCCGCGAAGUCAGCCGCCUCCAAGCCAUGCACAAGACCUUCCGCGAAGAAUUUAACUCCCGCAAACCGUGGGAUGAGCUGACCGUCAAAUGGACCGAUACUGAGGAGCAGGCGCUCAAGAAGGCCUGUGAGCGAGCCAGAGAAGGCUGCGGGUUCAUGCAGCAGACCGGGUUCAGGAUACAGGUCCUGGUGGUUUGGUUCGCUUAUUGGGAAUGCCUUUCGAGGCUUCUUGCGGAGGUUCCCCAUGCUUUGAACUCUAGAUUAUGGUAUCUACAUUCUAUCACGAACAAAAAGGCACAGGACAUACUGAAGCGAUCUCAAAAUCGGACAUUUUUGAAUUGGUUGGUUAAAAUUGGGCUGAACCACAUCCAGUGUGGGGAUAUCAUUGUGCGGAAAGCUAGACUGGCAAUCUCAGCCCAGUGGGGAAAUGUAUCAAAGGGGGGCGCCAUGAAAGAGCUAGUAAAUAGUAAGGCUGCGGGUGAUCCCUAUAGAGACCUGUGUAGGGAAAAAAGAAAAGAAAGGGGGCCACUUUUUGUACAAACACAUGAAAGAAGAAAAGAGAAGGGACGUCACAUCACCCAAGGAUAG
This is a messenger RNA of Aspergillus niger, 2406 nucleotides long. RefSeq lists its product as uncharacterized. The transcript has 5 exons. NCBI's taxonomy places the organism in Eukaryota, Fungi, Ascomycota, Eurotiomycetes, Eurotiales, Aspergillaceae. Bases 1 to 2406 code for a protein of 801 amino acids. Gene Ontology annotation, molecular function: exonuclease activity; nucleic acid binding. Gene Ontology annotation, cellular component: nucleus. The record is from RefSeq and is a predicted model, not a curated record.